UGGCGCUUCGACGCCGAGAACGACGCCCGCAACUUCGGCCUUAGCGACGCCCAAUGCGAUGCCGCUUUCCCCGACCUGUACCAGGAGCUCGAGCGCGCGUCGCAGUGGUAUGCCGACAAGAAGAUCCGCGAGGAGGACGUCCAUAUCUGGACGGCCGACAAGGACAUGGGCGACGGCCACCACCACGGCCAGAUCCACGCCAUGAUCCACGGCGGUGAGUUGAUCAUCAUCGAGGAACGCGCCGGGUCGGCCGACCGUUCGCGCGCCCUUUCGGCCAUGGCGUCCAUGUACCGCGCCAUCAACGCCAUCUCCAACCCCGCCGACAUCCCGGACAUUGAGUUUGUCUUCGACAUCCAGGACAUUAGCGGCGACCGCAAGUACGAGGACCGCGUGCGCUGGGCGUGGUGCCGCCACAAGAGCGUCCCGGACGUGUGGGUCAUGCCCGACUUUGACGGCUGGUCGUACUCGGACGACGCUGUUGGAUCGUACGUCUCUUUCCGCGAGAACGUCGCGCAGCUCGAGCAGCCGUUUGAGGAGAAGAUCCCGCAGCUCGUGUGGCGCGGCAGCACCGGCGUUAACCACGACCUGCGCAUGAGCCUGGUCAAUGCCGCCGAGAACCAGACCUGGGGCGACGUCAAGCAGAUUAACUGGAUGACGCGCGAAAACGUGAUUCCGAUGCAGGACUUUUGCAAGUACCAGUACCUUGCCCACACCGAAGGCAACUCCUGGAGCGGCCGCCUCCGCUACUUGCAGAACUGCCUCAGCGUGUCCGUGAUCCACGAGCUCGACUACGUGGCGCACUACUACCCGCUGCUGAAGGCCGACGGUCCGGAACAGAACUACGUCGCCGUAAAGCGCGAUUUCUCCGACCUGGCCGAGAAGAUGGACCACCUGACGGCCAACACGGCCGCCGCGCGCCGCAUCGCCGAGGAAUCCGCCCGCACGUUCCGCGACCGCUACCUGACGCCCGCGGCCGAGGCGUGCUACUGGCGGCGCAUGUUCAAGCUGUACGCAGCCGCGCAAGACUUCUCGCCGCGGCUGUACGAGGAC
Messenger RNA from Aplosporella prunicola CBS 121167, 1050 nucleotides. RefSeq lists its product as uncharacterized. The record is from RefSeq and is a predicted model, not a curated record. NCBI's taxonomy places the organism in Eukaryota, Fungi, Ascomycota, Dothideomycetes, Botryosphaeriales, Aplosporellaceae. The transcript has 5 exons. The annotation marks the transcript as partial.